CGUACAACGGGUAUAGAAGUGAUUACUGUAUUAGACGAUGGUAAAAUUACAACCAUAUUUAUUUACGCUUCGAUGCAAAUCGAAGAAAUGAAAGCCCAAUUAGAAAACUCGAACCUAUCAGAUUUGGGAUAUGCAAGAAGAAAAUUGACUAGUGAAGCUGUAAAAGAUUUAAUUCGUUCUAUACUAAGCGGAGAAUUUAGUGAAAAGUUCAAAGACUUUAUCAAUGUGUGUCGGUUAUUAUCAGUGUUCAAGGGUAUUGAAUAUACUUCAUUCGUAUAUUUUGCUGAAUUCAAUAAUCAAACUAAUGGACAAUGUAUUAUAGAAGAUUUAGACAAUAAUGCAUUCUAUUACAAAAAAUUUGGAAGCGAGAUUUGGGAAAUGGAUGAUAAAGGUAAUCAACGUCAUCUACUGUCUGAUCAAGUAAACUCAAAUUGACCAGAAGCUUUAAGGACAACUUAUU
Messenger RNA from Adelges cooleyi (spruce gall adelgid), 460 nucleotides. RefSeq lists its product as uncharacterized. The record is from RefSeq and is a predicted model, not a curated record. NCBI's taxonomy places the organism in Eukaryota, Metazoa, Arthropoda, Insecta, Hemiptera, Adelgidae. The transcript has 4 exons. The coding region runs from base 73 to 435 and encodes 120 amino acids.